Notodromas monacha is the source of this 1489-nucleotide messenger RNA. The record is from the annotation of a GenBank genome assembly. NCBI's taxonomy places the organism in Eukaryota, Metazoa, Arthropoda, Ostracoda, Podocopida, Cyprididae.
AGAAGAAAACGUACUUCCCAAAACCUACCGUUGCCAUAAACUUGUACUUUGUACGCAUAGUGAUGUGUUCCAGGUGAUGCUAAAUGGACCGAACUGGAUGGAGAAUUCCCAGCCGAUCGUUAAUCUUCGAGAAGAACCAACAAGCUUCACCGCAUUUCCCUGCUUCAUGAAUUACUUGUAUGAAGGUAAAGUCGUGUUCAAAUUAGACACUGUGUUGGGGAUCAUCAAGUUGGCCGACAAGUACAACGUGCGUCCUUUAGUGGAUAUCACCUUCAAGUUCAUGUCGAAGCACAUCGUCAGUGCCAUGCAACAUGGAUGCCUUAUAUCUUGGUUGCAAUACGCAGAAGCAAUUGGUAACAAGAUCGCGAGCAAAAUUAUUUCCGGCCAUAUUGCGUGGAAUUUCUCGAACGCGUCGAGGCAGAAGGAUUUUGCUUUUUUAGAUCCUCCUUCCAUGAUAAGCUUUCUUCAACGAAGUGACCUAGUGAUAGCGAACGAGUUCGAAUUGUUCGAUUGUGUGAGUAGUUGGUUUCAUGCCUAUGAGACCCGCAUCAAGGCUGAAGAAGGCGAAAAGAGUCGCUCUCAGGACGAGUGGGAAGCAUAUUUUUCAGACAUUGUUUUGAAUGUGAUGAAACACAUCAGGUUCCCAAUGAUGAGCUGCCGGCAUUUGGCGGAAAUGCUUUUGAAUCCGCUGGUCAAUCGCUACAAAGAGUAUUUUGUUACUCGCCUUGGCAUUGGGAUGUCGUUUCACUCCGCUCAGUUGACGCGGGUUCGGAAGGUGAUGGAAUUGGAGCCCGACGGAGAGAACCUUUUUACACCUCGGGUGUACACUGAUGAGAAAUGGAGUGCAUUGUUGACGAUCGAACGUUUUCCCUAUGUGCCUCACUAUUAUUCUCACGCAUUGGUUUUUCAUUCGCUGUCAACGUAUUCCGAAGAUUGCAUGGAAGCUGAGGAGAAGCAGUGGGAAUGGACCUUGACUAUUCAUCCGAAGGGCGUCUGUUUCAAGAAGUUUUUCAUGAUCGGAUGGGAACGGAUGCUCGAAGUUCCGGAGAAUGUUGUGAAGAAGGUGCGAUUCGUGCUGCAACGGAAAGCAGAGCAACCUGUGGCUCGAGUCCGUAUUUCCCUGCUAAUAUAUGCAGAAUCCUUUCAGGGCGUUCAAUUCGUGAAAGAUGUACAUAUUCGGUACGCAACUUUCGAUGAUGCGGAUUCCCUGAGGAUAAAUUUGGACGAUGUGAUUUCUUACGAAGAUCUUAACAUGCCUCAAUCCAGUCAUCAGCCUCGGAAGGAAGAAAAAUCAUUUCGAUAUCUUUUGGGGCACACGCAGGAUCUAAAACUACGUGUUGUUGUUACACCUUUUGUGGAUAAGCUUCUUCUGAUGCCGAAAUCCCGAUGAUCGUGUGAUUGUUCGAUGAUUGAGUUUGCCCCGAUUGAUUUUAUUGCCGUUGAUGAGCUUAUAUACACGAUUUUUGGAAAUGGAUGUUUUCGGUCAUAA